Pseudomyrmex gracilis is the source of this 899-nucleotide messenger RNA. RefSeq names its product THAP domain-containing protein 4-like. The record is from RefSeq and is a predicted model, not a curated record. Bases 345 to 860 code for a protein of 171 amino acids. Lineage: Eukaryota; Metazoa; Arthropoda; Insecta; Hymenoptera; Formicidae. The transcript has 2 exons.
UCAAAUACCGUCCAUUUCGAGUAUCGUCACUGACAAUGCUUGCACGCGCUUUUAUUAUAUAACAGUUUAAUAACACACACGUGACGUGUUUUUUUCGACCAAGAAUCACAACUUCCGUACGAGUAAUAUUGCGAAUCAUUACGUGAUAAUGUAUUAUUUUGCAUAAUCUCGCGUGGAAAAGUAUAAAUACAUGGACUUGCUUGCGCAGCAAUUUCAGUAUAUCUGUACCACUGGUUGUGUUUCAUCGUGAACACGCGCGCGAUUGUGACAUCAACGCUGCGAUAAUCUUAUACCGCUGAAUCUAUUGAGUUAAUUGUCAGGUAGCUUGACAGCUUCGCGCGAAGAUGCAGAUGAAAAACUUACCGUUGAACGAGAUGCUGCACGUGCUGGCUUGGUUGGAGGGCAUAUGGAUAACGGACGAGCCCGCGAUCGUUCAAUUUCCGACCAUGAAACAGUCUAUGAACUAUUACGAUCAGAUAAACAUUACGUCGUUGGGCCAGCCGUGGCUGAAUUAUGUCGCUCAGAGUUGGCACGCGGAAACUGGGGAUCCGAUGCAUCGCGAGACCGGUUUCGUUCAGAUCACGUCGGACAACAAGGUCGCCUUCUAUCUGAUAAACCCCCUAGAUAUGGUUACGGUUGAACAAGGCGAGCUUACGAACAAUAACAUGACCAUUGACUUGAAGAGCACCAAAAUAGUGUCGAAUAUUGGCAUGAUGAAAAUACCGUCUUUUUCAUCGGUAAAAGAGACACGUCGAGUCUAUAACUUCGACGGCAAUAAUCUGGAACUGAUCUUCUACAUGGCGACGGAGAAGACACCGGUUUUGACGGAACAUUUGCGCGCGAAAUACAGAAAGAUGUGAGAGUAAAUAUUCGCGAAAGGGACACAGAAAAAAAAAAAA